Messenger RNA from Racocetra fulgida, 284 nucleotides. Lineage: Eukaryota; Fungi; Glomeromycota; Glomeromycetes; Diversisporales; Gigasporaceae. The record is from the annotation of a GenBank genome assembly.
AACCAGAUGAUAUUUUAUGGGUUAAUAAUCAAAUUAGAGAACAAUAUUCUUUAAUUCAAAAAAAUUUUAAAACAGAUAAUUCUGAUUCUAAUAAUGAAGAUAAUUUAUAUAUAGAUAAUCAAGAAAGAUCAACAAAAAAAUUAUGCAAAAAAACUAACAAAGAUUUAACAGAUUUUAGUAAAUAUUAUGAUUCAAGUAAUGAAGAAGAUAGUUUAGAUGAAAUUAGAUACUAUUUAGCUCAUAAAAUAUCAAAAGAUACAGAUUUAGAUAUUUUAGAAUGGUGA